UGGUACCUCUUUUGGGAAGCGGCAGCGGAGGAGGCUCCAGCGCUCGCCAUGGCCGAUGAAAAGCCCAAGAAAGGAGUCAAGACUGAGAACAACGAUCAUAUUAAUUUGAAGGUGGCGGGGGAGGAUGGUUCCAUGGUGCAGUUGAAGAUUAAGAGGCAUACACCACUUAGUAAACUAAUGGAAGCCUAUUGUGAACGACAGGGUUUGUCAAUGAGGCAGAUCAGAUUCCGAUUUGACAGGCAGCCAAUCAAUGAAACAGACACACCUACACAGCUAGAAAUGGAGGCUGAAGAUACAAUUGAUGUGUUCCAGCAGCAGACAGGAAGUGUCUACUAA
Molecule: messenger RNA, 336 nt
Organism: Mesoplodon densirostris (Blainville's beaked whale)
Lineage: Eukaryota; Metazoa; Chordata; Mammalia; Artiodactyla; Ziphiidae
Product: small ubiquitin-related modifier 2-like
Exons: 1
Coding region: 49-336 (95 amino acids)
Biological process (GO): protein sumoylation
Cellular component (GO): nucleus
Molecular function (GO): ubiquitin-like protein ligase binding; protein tag activity
Source: RefSeq, a predicted model, not a curated record